Molecule: messenger RNA, 927 nt
Organism: Symbiodinium pilosum
Lineage: Eukaryota; Dinophyceae; Suessiales; Symbiodiniaceae
Source: the annotation of a GenBank genome assembly
AUGGGGCAUUCACUGCUCGUGGCUUCCACGGUCUUCGCGCUCCUUGGGAGCUGCUGGGCAAUGGUUGUCCUUGCCUGGCAGUACCCUUGGCUGCUACAUCUGCUCUUCUUCGUAAUGUCGACGCUGACUUUUUUUGGUUUGGCGGCUUUGUGCUUGCUUCUCUAUUUGGUCCAGAUGGCCUAUGAGUCGGAAAGAGGCGCUCUGCAGCUGCUUCCGCCGUCUGCAGGCAAGACGCUGAACCUUUCCCUCUUUGAGAUUCUGGAGGUGCUAAGCCGCGCAAUCAUGCGACCCUUGUAUGACUGGGUUCGAGUGCUCCUGCUGAUCAACUUAGAAUUGGAUGAGGAAACAAGAAAGGAGAUUCUUGAAGAGAUGAGCCCUGAGUUUAGGCGGCGCAUUUUCCAGUACUCAGUAGGCCAGCUGUUGCCCAAACGACUUCAGCGCUUCAUCCUGGGUCGAAGCUACAGUGAGAGCCGGGCACCUGGAGACCUUCAUGAGCUCUUUGAGUCUAAUGCUCAGAGACUUUCAACAGAGAGAGGUGAUAAAGACUUUCGAGUACGCGGGAGAAGCUUGAGUCGGUCCCAGUCCCUCACAGACCUCCUGGCCUUUCUUCGGACAGUUGACAACUCACAGGCUUCAGCUUCGAAGCAGUCAUCAGUUAUUGAGAAGAUCCUGGCCAGCAAAGUGGCGGACGGUGCAAUUUGGACAAUGUCCCAGGGAGCCGUCCACCAGUACGAGAGCCAUCUCAGCAGCAGGGUCCGCACCUUUCUAGAAAACGUCAGCAAACAGCCGGAAAACCGCCUCUUGCGAGUGCCUUGGCGGGUCAUCAAUUGGGAGCUCACUGCUGCACGUUCCGUUCUGAGAUCCAUGGUGUCGCUCUUCAAUGAGGCGCCGGAUGAGGUUAGCGCGACUUGCAAGAAGGACAAGUAG